AGAUAAAAGUCGAAUAAACAGCCGCUUUCCAAUUUUCAUAUUCUAAUUACGUGCAGCAGAUGAAAUGUUAAAAGCCGAGCGUGAGGGGGAAAUCUAGCAGACGACAAGGCGCAGUUAAAGCGAACAGGACUGAGCUAGUCGAGUCUAUUUUUAUAUCGCCUCAAUUGCCUCUAUGAAAGAUAGCCAUCUGAAUGAGAUUAGUCAAUAAAUAACACGCAUCCAAGGAAUUCUUUAACAUUUAACAUCUGGCCGACUACUAGCUCAGCCGUUAGUGUAAACAGCACACAGCGAGCUGGCAGUUCAUAUCACUUGCUCAACGAUGGCGGGCUUACUAUCCACCUGUGAAUCUCCGUGUUCACCAACACCGUGCGUCCAGCUGAGAGGAAACCUGUCCACGGAUAGCAGCUCUCCGGACAAGUUAACCUCGCCCACGGAUACACCUAGGAAAAAUAAGAGAAAACUUAGUGAACCGAGGAAGAGGAGUGAUUUUAGUAUUAAGAGAUUUUGCCCUGAUAGCCCGGGUAGUGCUAUGUCUCAUAGUGGUUCGGGUAGUGAGGAUUAUGAGCCGAUACAGGAGGAUCCGCCCGACACCCCCGAACCGUGUCACACCUUUGCUUCUGAUCUCGACGAUUCUUCUCAAGGACUCGGACCUCGGGAUGAAGUGAACCACCUGUCUCAGUUUUAUAACGGGGUACAUGCCAACUGUAUUGUGCCAAAUUUAUAUUAUGGAAAACCGAAUUUAACCCAUAAUGGAUUAUUACCACAAUUAAUGGACGAUGGAUUAGUGAACGGAUUAAAGAGGGGUCGGUUAGAUAAGGGUUCGCGUAGUGGAGUUAAAAAUGCUCCAAGUAUUGGCGAAGAGGCGGACGAAGAAUCAAUGAUGUUUAGUGACAGUAUCGGUAAACGAAAUCGAAAGAAUUAUAAAAAUAUGACUCGAGAGAGACGAGUGGAAGCUAAUGCCAGAGAGAGAUCUCGUGUUCACACAAUUAGUGCUGCUUUUGACAGUUUACGGCGAGCUGUACCGUCUUAUUCUUAUAAUCAAAAACUCUCGAAGUUAGCCAUAUUACGAAUAGCUUCUAGUUACAUAAUGGCUUUGUCGAGUUUAGCCGACGAAGACGCAAAACCUACUACAAAUUUUGCGGAAUGUGUGGAUAUGUGUACUCAGACUAUUCAAACUGAAGGCAGAGCGAGGCGGAGACAUUAAAAAUAAUACUAGACAAAUUUAAUUAUUAAAGCUAUACAUCUAGCUUAGUGGAAAGUUGUUAAUUAUUGUUAUUGAUUAAUUCUGAUAUUAUAACUGUGAUAAUUAAUGUAAUCGGCAAUCAAACAUAAUAUUAUUAUACCAUUUUUUGCUCUCUCUCUCGCUCUCUCUCUCUCUCUCUCUCUCUCUCCGAAUUCUAUGAUAUUGUAUUAUUAAUCCGCUGGAAUUAUAUUUCACAACUUAUUUAAAUUGGUGUCAAGGAUUGCAUUGUUGACUUUGGUGGAGUCUUUUUCGUUUAAUUAUCUUAUCGACGCAAGUUUUCUCUGGCGUUUAAACCAUCUGGCAACCAAGCGAGUUGUACAGGGCUUGUCACCGAGAGAUAAGUACAUGACGUGCUUCAGCUAGUUUGGAGUGGUGGAGAUAACAAAAUUAUAACACAGCUGGCCUUUUUUACCACUUUAUAUAUUAUGUGAAGUGAGAUAGCUUACAAUCGUCGCUAGCCAUUUUAUUUAGGUCUCACUACAAACUCACAUAUAAAAAGCUGUUUCUUCAGAAAUAUUUGAUUCACGAUGAUGCGGAUGAAGGAAAUAAAUGAAAAAAAUUGUUUAAACCGAUAAAACUAACCCUAUGACCUGAAAGACAAGGAAAAGAAAAAAAGCUUUAUCGUGACUUGUAAUAAUAGUAGAUCUUAAUACGGUCAGGUCUCCAUAUUGUCUUAUGGUAUUAUCUCAGUAUUGUUAAAGUUGUAGAUUACUCAACUGUCAGUCAGCACUUUUAAAACAAAUAAAGUGCUUAUUUACUUUUUAUGAAUAUGUCCCUAUUAUUAUUUAUGGGGAUUUUUGUAUAACGGCCAGUUUGUAUAUUACAUUAUGUUACGAAAAAGUUUGAAUAAUAUUUUUUUUUUUUUUUUUGGUAAUUUUUAAAUAUGUUGCCUUUCUGUGAUAAUCUUAUUAAUAAUUUACUGUCACUUUAAAAAGUAGUAUAUAUUAAUUGUUCUCUUACUCGCACUUAGAAAAAAGUGGUUAUUAGCACUGAAUACAGCUAUCAUUACGAUUCGUACUAAUUUCAACUCUUUAACUUCAAAGAAGAAUGUCGUGUGUGCUUUAAUAUAGAUAUAAUAAGCUGCACUUUUUGUUACUUAUAAUAGAAUAGCUUAAAGUGGCCAUUACACUUUAACACUUCAUAUUUUGUUCGUACAAGUAGAAUAUCCAUCUGUAUAUUCUUAAAGAAUAGAAAAUAAAUUGUGAGGUGUAUGUGAAAAAAAAUUAGCAAAUUAAUCUUUAUCACUGUGUAUUGGUCACUUGAACUAGAUUUUCAGAAUCUGUAAUUGUUCCUUUAAGAUAAAAUAAACCCUGUGAACUAGUUUUAGAGAGUGUUAAACAGCAGUUAAAGAUAUUAAAAUAUAUAUAUGUAUAUAUAUUAUAUAUGUAAUAUUACAGAUUUUUCAUGUUUUCAACUUCAAAAGCCUGUCCUGUAACCGAACACUCAACAACCCCCAAAUGUACUUGUUAUUCAACAUAUUGUUUAUUCUUUAAUCCUCUUAUUAAAACACGUGACUAAUGUUCUGUUUUCUAUCUCAUUGAAAAAAUAUUAGACAUAAAAAUAAGGCAGCAGAAACAACUUGUGUUACUAUAACAGCGUCGGCUAAAAAUCGAUUAAAUCGUAAUAAUAAGAUUAAUCGUUAGAUACUUUGGCAUCUGGUGUGCCCAUUUCUAAUCCUUCCCGCCAUGUCUCGUAUUAAUCAAAACACUAUUUAUCCUCUGAUACGUCAUUAUUAAUACCCGCCCUUCAGGUAAGGAUAUAUCACCCCAAUUUUAUUAUGUAUUUAGUAAUUCUUAAAAGUUUGCAUAAGAAGUUUCUGUGCUGUCCCAAUUUGUUCAUGUAUCGCCAUUUUUGUUACGUUUGCAUAUAAAAUGUUGUUUAUUCAAAA
This is a messenger RNA of Patella vulgata (common limpet), 3131 nucleotides long. Its product is annotated as neurogenin-1. The transcript has a single exon. Lineage: Eukaryota; Metazoa; Mollusca; Gastropoda; Patellidae. Gene Ontology annotation, molecular function: protein dimerization activity; DNA-binding transcription factor activity. Bases 320 to 1204 code for a protein of 294 amino acids. The record is from RefSeq and is a predicted model, not a curated record.